UGUUUUAUCAAUGUUUUAUGUCAUGAAAUGUAUUUCGCGCGACCGCAUCGCCGUUGUCUGCGCGAAUUCGGAAGAAAGACAAACAUGAGAAGAUCACGAGAAAUUUCUGACAAUCAAUCCACUUGCGAGCAAUUGCAGAGUUUUUGCGAAGCCACAUCUCGACCAAUCAUUUUAUGCAAUCCAUACAACACUACUACUAACGUGAUUAUUACUUUAGACAAAAUGGCAGAAAUAAAUACUUUAGGAUGGGUCGAUUAUCUAGUUAUAGCGAUAAUGUUGUGCAUAAGUGCUGGAAUUGGUGUUUAUUACAGAUUUAGUGGAGGACGUCAAAAAACUAUGGAGGAGUACUUCGUUGCAAGUCGAUCAAUGAACAUUAUACCUGUCGCUGUCGCCUUGGUGGUCUCUUUCAUGUCUGCUAUUACGCUGCUUGGCGUGUCCGCUGAGAAUUAUACAUAUGGGACACAAUUUGUUGUAAUAAAUUUAUCAUAUCUGUUGGGCACUCCGAUUGUAUGCUAUGGAUUCCUACCAGUAUUCUUCAAGUUGCAGGCGACGAGCGCCUAUGAGUACUUAGAAAAACGUUUCGGAGUAAGAGCUAGGAUGAUGGCUAGUUUUGUUUACUGGAUUCAACUACUUUUAUACUCAGGAGUGGUACUUUAUGCUCCUUCUUUAGCCUUAGAGGCAACAACAGGAAUUUCAAAGACUGCCAGUAUUGUUAUUAUUGGCCUCGUAUGUGCCUUCUACUCAACAAUAGGGGGCAUUAAGGCUGUGCUAAUUACUGAUGUAUUUCAAGGUUUACUCAUGUUUGUCGCCGUGUUCUUAAUUAUUGGCACAGCUGCUAACGAUAUAGGGGGAUUGGGACAAAUCUGGGAAAUCGCAAAGCAAGGACAACGGCUUGAGUUUGAUAGCAUCGAUGUGGAUCCAACAGUAAGACAUACCUGGUGGUCGCUUACGUUAGGUGGUUUAUGUACAUUUUUAUCACUUUACGGAGUAAAUCAAGUACAAAUCCAGCGUAUGUUGACUGUAAAAAAUAUGAAAGCUUCACAAAAAGCUAUGUGGCUAUCAUGGCCUAUUCUAUCGCUUCUUUCGAUUACAACUUGCUUUUCAGGAUUGGCAAUGUAUAGCAAAUAUCAUAACUGCGAUCCAUUUCUUAAGAAAAGAAUUAGUUCACCUGAUAUGCUUAUGCCAUUAUAUGUUAUGGACACGGUGUCCAAUAUACCUGGUUUACCAGGCAUCUUUGUUGCAGGCAUCUUUAGUGCAGGUCUCAGCACGAUAUCUGCGGCGCAGAAUUCUUUAGCGGCAGUAACGUUGGAGGAUUACAUGAAACCUUUAUACAAAAAAUGCGUUGGGCAUGAAUUUUCUCCUACAAAAUCAGCUUUCAUCGCUAAAGUGCUUGCUUUUAUGUUCGGUAUUAUUUCCAUUGCGCUGGCAUUUUUAGCGCAAUUUUUAGGAGGACUACUUCAGGCUUCAUUAACUAUUUUUGGAGUAGUCGGAGGUCCAUUGUUGGGUGUUUUCACGCUUGGCAUGGGUACGGAAUCAGCGACGGAAAGCGGUGCAAUAAUCGGUGCUCUCACGGCAUUCUCAUUUUUAUUCUGGAUAGUCUUCGGUCAGCCACGUCCAAUGCCACCUAAAUUACCUACUACUAUCGAAGGCUGUGAUAAUGUUGCAAAUAUAACAAUGUCCGUUUUGCAGAACGUCACGAGCUUCUCUAAAAGCACCGGCGACAGUUCAUAUUUCUAUCUGUAUCGUAUUUCGUACAUGUGGUAUUCACCCCUUGGAUUCUUAAUAACAUUUAUGCUUGGACUGGUUAUUAGUAACAUAUCUCGUUUGUUCUUCAAAAAACAAAACGAUGAAUUAGAUACUAAUUUAUUCUUUCCCAUGUUAGCGCGGCGUAUACGUUAUAGGCGAUGCAUGGAUGUAGAGAAUGAAAGAAAUUCUUCAUUAAGCAGAAAAUAUUCUCUUAACGACAUAAUUUAUAAGAAAGACGAUGCCGCUGAUAAAAUCUGUACAAAACUUUAA
Atta colombica is the source of this 2016-nucleotide messenger RNA. Its product is annotated as putative sodium-dependent multivitamin transporter. Gene Ontology annotation, cellular component: membrane. The record is from RefSeq and is a predicted model, not a curated record. Gene Ontology annotation, molecular function: symporter activity. Bases 28 to 2016 code for a protein of 662 amino acids. Lineage: Eukaryota; Metazoa; Arthropoda; Insecta; Hymenoptera; Formicidae. The transcript has 10 exons. Gene Ontology annotation, biological process: transmembrane transport; sodium ion transport.